Mollisia scopiformis is the source of this 349-nucleotide messenger RNA. RefSeq lists its product as uncharacterized. The record is from RefSeq and is a predicted model, not a curated record. The transcript has a single exon. Bases 53 to 292 code for a protein of 79 amino acids. NCBI's taxonomy places the organism in Eukaryota, Fungi, Ascomycota, Leotiomycetes, Helotiales, Mollisiaceae.
UUUUAUCAAACGACAUUUCAAAUCAAUUCGGACACAGCAAAGCUUCUUCACCAUGACCAGAACUUUCGGAUCUUUUGCAAUCGACACCUUGAAGCUCUUCUUGAUCCACUGGGAGGCAUUCGAGCCACAUUACAGGCUCAAGAACAAGCCUACAGAUUGGCUAGCCUACGCCAUGUUCCCACUGUUCUGGACAACCUUCCGGUCGAUUACAUACCUCUUCUUUCACGCAGCUACGUGUCCAGUCCGUAAAGAAUAUGGAUGGAUGAUAGCGAAAAGAGAUAUUCUGCAAUAAUUGGCGAAUACGCCUAUCGAGGAACAAAUUGCCGAGUUUAGGCGACUUUGUAAGAAG